Messenger RNA from Protopolystoma xenopodis, 468 nucleotides. Lineage: Eukaryota; Metazoa; Platyhelminthes; Monogenea; Polystomatidea; Polystomatidae. The record is from the annotation of a GenBank genome assembly.
AUGGGCAGUCUAGUGGUUGGACUAAUGGUGUUAGGCGUCGGGGGCACCUGGUUUCUUUGGUUGCCAGAGGCCCCUCUUAAUGGGUCAUUGCAACUGGCCAUAAAGUUGCGGCCGGACAUACCAGAUCCCGAGGAUCCCCCUCUUUCUUCUUUCCCUGCCCCAUUUUCCCCAGCGCCAAUUUGCCCACGACCUCGGUCUUCGGGACACGAUGAGCCUUGCCCCAGCGACGCCCUAGAGAUUGGCUCAUUUCUCCGUACCAACUCUGUACCGCCCUGCUACCUCAACCUAAUCGAGUCGUCUUCUCCUCAUCCUCCCAAAAGCUGACCGGCUUUCGCCAGUCCUCCGAUCUCCUUCGGCCGAUCGUCGACCGGCGGUACAUCUGCCGGCCAGCACAGACCUCCUCCGAUUUCGGUCUCGUUUUUAGACGCCGGUCCACUUUACUCAGUCCUUUCAGUCAAGGCAAUUUGA